Messenger RNA from Dictyostelium discoideum AX4, 1824 nucleotides. RefSeq lists its product as hypothetical. The coding region runs from base 1 to 1824 and encodes 607 amino acids. The record is from RefSeq and is a predicted model, not a curated record. Lineage: Eukaryota; Evosea; Eumycetozoa; Dictyosteliales; Dictyosteliaceae. The transcript is spliced from 2 exons.
AUGUAUGCACAAAAUAAAGCGAAUAAAGAAGCAGCAAAUGAAAUAAAGCAGCAAAAAAAGAAAUCAUUAUUUGAUGAUUUAUUAUCUGAACCUAUUAUAACAACAAAACCCAAACAAAAUAUUGUAACUUCUCAUCAAAAGAAUAAUACAACCUCAAACACCAUUAAUAAUACAAAUACAAAAAAUACAAAAAAUACAAAUACAAAUCCAAAAACAAAAGCUACCACUACCACAACCACAAAUACAAAAAAUGAUGUAAACAAUAAAAGCACAGAUAAAAAAAAAGAUAAUAUAGUUUCAAACAGUAAUAAAAAUUUGGAAUUAGAGGAACCUAAAAAAUCAACAAAUAUUAAACCAACUACAACAGCAACAACCACAACAACAGCAACAACCACAAAGGAUAAUAAGAAAAAGGAAAUCGUUCCUUCACCAAAACAAACACCCAAAACAAACCUUUUAUCAUCAUUAACAUCAGCACCAAAAUCUGCAUCAAACACUACAACAACAACAUCAACAACAACACCAACACCAACAACUUCCCCAAAACCAACAACAGAGUUAAAAUUAAUAACAAAACCAACUAAACAAGAAUCUAAAAAAGUUAAUGAUUCAGCCAAUAUCUCAAAAAAAGAUAAAACUGAUUCAACCAAUUUAGAUACAACAAUAACAAAUUCAAAUAAUAAAAGAACAAUUGAUAAUAUAAACGUUGACCUAAAUCAACAAAAUAAAAAGAUAAAAACUGAAACACCAAAUAAUAAUAAUAAUAAUAAUAAUAAUACAAAUAUAAAUAUAAAUAUAAAUAAAAUUGAAAAACCAAUAAUAAUAAAUAAUUAUUCAGAAAUUAAACCUAUAUCAAUCAUUAAAGAGGUUAUUGAAACAAAAGUGGAUUCAAAUGGAAAAAUAACAACUAUUAUUAAUGGAAAUACUUUAAUUAAAGAUAUCAUUGGUAAUUUAAAUCAAUCAAAUAAUAACAAUAAUAAUAGUAAUAAUAAUAUAGAUAUAGAUCAACCAAUGCCAAAACCAAUAUGUCAAAAUUUAAUUAACCAACUUAAAGAACAAAGUGAUGAAUAUUUAGAAAAUAAAUAUAAAGAUUACCAACAAGAAAAAGAAAUAAAUGAAAAUGUUAUUGAUUUUAUUAAUAAUUUUGAAAAAUACUAUUCAUCCAAUAAUAAUAAUAAUAAUAAUAAUAAUAAUAAUAAUAAUAAUAAUAAUAAUAAUAAUAAUAAUAAUAAUAAUAAUAAUAAUAAUGAAGAAGAUAUAAAUAAAAAAUUAAAUAAAAAAAAGAAAAUUACAAAUAAUAAAAAUGAAGAUAAUAAUAAAAUUAAUUUAGAGGAAUAUCAAGAUUGUAUAAAUAAAUUAUUAGAAAUAAUAGAUAUUGAUAUUGAAUGUAAAAAUGAAUUUAUUAUAUUUUCAAAAAUUUAUCUCAGAUAUUCAAAAGUUCAAAAGAAAUUUUCAUCUUUAAAAUAUAUUCAAAUGUCAAAAAAAAGAAUUAAAGAAUUAUUUGAAUCAAUUGAAAUAUUUAAAGAAUUUUUAUUAAAACUUGUUAAACAAAAUAAAAAAGAAAUUAUUCAACCAUCAAAGGAAUUUAUUGAAAAAUUAUUAUUAACAAUUAAAUAUUUUAUAUGUAAACCAAUAGAAAUUGCAAUAUUAGUAAUGAUUGAAGCUGGUAAUAUUAAUGGUGGUAUAUUAGGUUUUGGUCAUUUCGCUAAAUUUAGUAUGGUUGCAAUUGGUUCACUUGGUAAAUUACAUUCAUUCAUUAAAACUUUUCAAUUAAAUAUAAAUGAAUCAAUUUUAUUAUUAAAUAAAAUAUCAAAUAAAAUUUAA